AUGAUGAUGAUGAUGAUGAUGAUAACAUAAUGAUCACGAGCCUACCCAGCUACUAAAUGCCUGUGGUUUGCACUGCAUUAUUUGGCAUGACUGACAUUAGUUUGUCCUCGUGAUGUGUGUGGCUUGGAUUUGUCCACAAAAAGAUUUGGGUUCAGAUGUUAAAACUCUGUGUAGACCUCUCUCUCUCCCUCUCCCUCUCUCCUCUCUCUGUGUGUCUUCUCUCAUUCCGCUCACUCCCUCCACUCGCGGUUAACGGGCGUGCGGUUGCCAGGAGAGACGCGCGUGCAGUACCGUGUACGGUUUUAACGGCAGAGCGGCGCGAGCUCUCCCCGCCAUUUCCUCGUGCUGAACCGAGGAAUGUCGAGCAGCGGCUCGAGCUCUUCCUCGCGGAAGGAGUUCGAUGUACAGAUCCUCAGGAUCCGAUGGAGGUGGUUUGGUCACCCCGCGGUUCCUCCGCCUCACUCCCCGCUCGGAGACUACUUCGCCGGGAGGAGAGCGGGCGGCAGCUCCGGAGACGGUCCGUCAGUUAGCGGCAGCAGCAACUCGACUUCAUCCAGUGUAACACCCAGCCCGGGGACUCACGGCGGGCUGGUAGCCAGCGGCAGCGCCGGGUCUAACCUGUGUACCGGCAGAAAGUUUGCUGAUCCGGCAGGGAGUCGGGCGUCCGGAGGCGCGGCAGCCGGAGCGACGGGCAGCUCCUGUCCCCGCUCAUUCAGCCAGCCAGAGUGCAGGAGCUCUGCAGCGGCGCUGUCGUGGGUCUCUCCGCCGCCACAUCGUCGUUCCCGGCCGGUGACAAGCAUGGAGCUGUCCGGAGAGGCUCCGGUACCUCAGCUUUUGCCAGAGCCCCCCUCCCAGGUCGGGCCUGAGGAGGAGGCGGCGGCACGGGUAGCGUCGGGCACUGAGGAGAGCAACAAUCACCCAGAAACCGACUCCAGCUCCUGCAGGACCUCAAACAGCAGUGCCACGCUGUCCUCGUGUGUGUCCAUGGAGCCCUGUGCGUGUCCAGAGGAAUCUAUGUGCACAGCUCUGUCCCAUGCAGAUGUCACCUUCUCCAAGAUGGAGGGCUACCUGAGGUCUCGGCAGCUGUGUGACGUAGUUCUGGUGGCAGGGGACAGACGGAUACCUGCACAUAGGCUGGUCCUCUCAUCCGUAUCUGACUACUUUGCAGCCAUGUUUACCAGCGACGUUAGGGAGGCCAAGCAGGAUGAGGUGAAGAUGGAGGGAGUUGACCCCGAUGCACUGUGGGUCCUGGUGCAGUAUGCUUACACAGGCCGUCUUGAGUUGAGGGAGGACACCAUUGAGUCUCUGCUGUCGGCCUCCUGUCUGCUGCAGUUGUCGUCUGUGGUUCAGGCCUGCUGCUCCUUCCUGAUGAAGCAGCUCCACCCCUCAAACUGUCUGGGUAUCCGCUCCUACGCUGAUGCACAGGGCUGCAAUGACCUGCAGCGAGCUGCUCAUGCCUACACCAUGGAACACUUCCUAGAUGUUGUUGGAGGCCAGGAGUUCCUGCUGCUCCCGCUGGAGGAGAUGGAGAGGCUGCUCACAUCUGAAGACGUCAACGUGCCAGACGAGGAAACUGUGGUGACCUCUCUGCUCACAUGGGUUGGACAUGAUAUGGCCACAAGGCAACGUCAGCUAUCCAGGCUGAUGGCUCACAUUCGACUGCCACUGCUGCAGCCACAGUUCCUAGCUGACCUGGAGUCAAACCCUCUGCUGCGGGACAGUAUUGAGUGCCAGCGACUGCUGAUGGAAGGGAUGAAGUAUCACCUCCUACCCCAGCGUCGGCCCCUGCUUCAGAGCCCCCGAACCAGACCCCGCAAGGCCACCGUAGGGGCCAUGUUUGCUGUGGGAGGCAUGGAUGCUACCAAAGGUGCGACCAGUAUUGAGCAGUACUGUCUGCGUCAGGACUCCUGGAGGCAGGUAGCUACCAUGAGUGGGCGCAGACUACAGUUUGGUGUAGCUGUUCUUGAUGGCCGUCUUUAUGUGGUGGGUGGCCGAGAUGGACUCAAGACCCUCAACACGGUGGAGUGCUACAAUCCACACAGCAAGACCUGGAGUAACAUGCCUCCCAUGUCCACACACAGACACGGGUUAGGCGUAGCUGUUCUAGAGGGGCCCAUGUACGCAGUGGGAGGACAUGAUGGCUGGAGCUACCUCAGCACAGUGGAAAGGUGGGACCCUCAAGCUCGCCAGUGGAGCUUUGUUGCAAGUAUGGCUACACCCAGAAGUACAGUUGGAGUAGCUGUACUCAAUGGCAAGUUGUAUGCUGUAGGAGGCCGGGAUGGCUCGUCCUGCCUGCGAUCAGUGGAGUGUUUCGACCCACACACCAACAGAUGGAGUGGUUGUGCUCCCAUGGCUAAGAGGCGUGGAGGUGUGGGUGUGGCCACAUGGCAUGGCUUCCUGUAUGCCAUCGGAGGUCACGAUGCUCCAGCUUCAUCUCUUGCAUCUCGCCUAAGUGACUGUGUAGAGAGGUACGACCCUCAGACAGAUGUGUGGACAGCAGUAGCCCCAAUGAGUAUCAGCAGGGAUGCUGUUGGUGUUUGUCUCCUUGGCGACCGUCUCUAUGCUGUGGGCGGAUAUGACGGGCAGGUGUAUCUUAAUACUGUAGAAGCUUAUGACCCUCAGACAAACGAGUGGACACAGGUAGCGCCUCUGUGUGUGGGUAGGGCUGGAGCAUGCGUGGUGGCCGUCAGACUGAAAACACCAACACUUAACAGUGGACUCGCAUGAUGUUGCUCAGUGGCCCUCCUCUUCAUCACUACUUACCCAUCUGCCUGCCAGCAUGUGACCGUACCAGGAAGUGAGAGACUGAUUACUGAACACACUAAAGGUGUCGCACUUUGGCAGAGGCACGUUUUGCUCACCUUUAAUGACUUCCUGUCAUUGAUUUUAAUGCGAAGGGUUCUGCGUGGGUCUCGUUGUGUGUCAGGUUUCUGAUAAAGUUUCCACAUUUGAACUCUGUGAUAACUUCUCCAGUGGAAGUGAACUGCCAGUGACACUCAUGACGAAGAGGGAUCUGCAGUGUUUGUGUGAGCAUGACAGAACAGCUGUCUCGCAGCUUUUUUUUUUCUUGUCUAUUAACGCUCCUGUAGACGAUGUGGAACACACACACACACACACACACACACACACACACACACACACACACACACACACACACACACACACACAGACACACCUACACGCUCAAACAAACACACUCAAACCGACAAGGCUGCUUGCAGCUUCUAUUUCUGCUUACAAAAAGUGAGGUAGAGAAAGAUAUUCAAGACAGUUCAGAUGCCUCAUCAUUUUACGCUCUCGCUUUCCAUAACAAUAGCUGAUAGUUUGAUGUGUGUAUUGAUGCUAUUUUAAUAUAUUCCUGAUUAUUUUAUGCUGCAGUCUGCACGCUCUCUGCGCCCUAUUUCCUUCUUUACUUGCAGGCUGACAGUUUAAAGAAGGACUUUUGACAUAAUCAGCACAACCUUAUGAACAGCAGCACUGUAAGAAAUGUGAUGCUUUUUAUUCUUUUUUGACAAAAACAUCAUGACGCUUUAUCUAAUAUCUCUGUGUGUCUUCUAUGUUGCAUCAGCUCACAUCUGAGGCAUUCAUCGUGUCUGAUAUGCAGAUAAUUUUAGAUUUUUAACAAGUUACAUUUGCAAAUUAUUCAACUUUUGCCUUUAACUUUUAUGGUUAACUCCAUAUGCUUCGGUUUUACAUAUAACUGAGCUUUAAUUAGUUUUACGGACUGAGUAAAAAUAACAGGUGCGGCCCUUUGUUGAGUAAACUCAAGAAAAUCCACUUUCAAUCUCCUGCAGAGCAAUUUACAGUUUCAGUUUUGUGCAGUUGAGCUUUUCUGUACCAUCUUCUUUUCCUCCACUGAAGAUGUUUCCUGUACAUGUGCAUGCGUGCAUGGGUGCAUGUGUGUGUGUGUGUGUGUGUGUGUGUGUGUGUGUGUGUGUGUGUGUGUGUGUGUGUGUGUGUGUGUGUGUGUGUGUGUGUGUGUGUGUGUACAUUUGUUUUGUUGUUCAGAAAUUGCAAGGAGUAUAUUUUUAUCUCAAAUGAAAAUUUCCCUGCUUCCCUUCUUCCCUCCCCAUCUUCAAUUCCCUGCUGCUUUCUCUUCAUCACCGUUUUCCCAUUUCAUCACCGCACAUGCACACACUCCCAUGAACGCACACUCCGAUACACACAAAUAUGUACACACUACUGUGUUUAAGAGGCAGAAUUGGGUACAAGGACAGAAAUGAACAACAGACCAUAUAAUGAGUCCCUGAAUUUAAUAACCUUGAUUCACUGGGCGCAGCGUUUUCUUUGAUGUCGAGUUCAAGGCAUUAUUAAAUUUGAUGCUGCUGCAGACAUAGAAUCAGACGUCAUCUAGAGAAGUGAAAAACAUCUGACUUCAUGUUUUCAUAUUUCACUAAACCUAUUGUACAUGUCAGGAAACCUGAAGAAUGCAAACGUGCUUACUGCAGGUCAUGCCACAAUCAUGCAACGCCGUAUACGUAACUGUGUUUUUCCCCUGUGUGGCUAAAUCUGCUCCUCGGGUAUGUGGGAAUCAGGUAUGUUUGUGUGUGCGUGUGUUCUUGUAUGCUUAGUGUACAGAAAGCCAGCUCCUGACAGUGAGAGGCAAACCAGGCAUCCUGUCUGAACUGACAGAUCUAGAGCUAAUGUAGCCCCCAGGUUGCACUUCAGAAACACGCAUGGACCUUACAUACACACACACACACACACACACACACACACACACACACACACACACACACACACAUACACACACACACACAUACACACACACACACACACACACACACACACACACACACACACACACACACACACAUACACAUGCACAAAAACUCAACCACACAGCUGAAAGCCAAACGCCCCACGAGCCAGUGAAGAUUGAAAAGCCUCCCAUAUUUGCCGGCAUGACAUCUAAGAAGUAGAGACGGGCUGGCGUGCAGUUCCCCACAGCUAAGCUGAUGUUUAUUCAGGCCUAAUGCACCGCUGCAUUAUUCUAUUUUCCUCCCCUUCAAAACCUUCAAACCUGCCUGCUGUUUAUUUAAAGAGUCAUUCUCCUCAGAUCACAGCAGAAGUGUCUCACCUCCACUGUGUCAUCAGAGUUUGAUUUCAGUCGAAGGGUCAACAUGAAACAGACAUUCCAAAUCAAUGUAUGUAUUUAGUGUAUAUAAUGUAUAUAAAUAAAUAAAAAAUAUGUAUGUAGUCGCUAUAAUAUGUUGUAUUAUACAGCACCCACUAAAUAUACAGUGUGCUUGUGUGUUUCUUUUUGUACCAUGAAUAAAAAUGAAGACGAGGUGUAGUCAAAUGAAACUUGAUGAGAAAUGGUACAGCUGCUCAUCUCCUCUUUUAGUACCAGAUAAUUACACCUCCUAUUUUAAAAAAUAAGGAAGGUAUGUACAAUAUCUAUGCCACUGUUGUCUGUCUUUUUAUACAUUAAAGUCAAAAUGUGAUUUAA
This is a messenger RNA of Notolabrus celidotus (New Zealand spotty), 5452 nucleotides long. RefSeq names its product kelch-like family member 5 (gene klhl5). Gene Ontology annotation, molecular function: protein binding. The record is from RefSeq and is a predicted model, not a curated record. Lineage: Eukaryota; Metazoa; Chordata; Actinopteri; Labriformes; Labridae.